UAAGUAAAUAAAAUUCCCAAAUCUGAAAUCUGCAACCACACAAGAUGGAAAACACAAAUAAAUUGCCAAGAAGAAUCUGGAGUGCUGACGAAACCAAGACUGCAGUGGACAACAACAAAAGGACUGGAGAGUCCUUGGUCAAAGCUCCUUUUGAGGACCAAACGGCUGAAAUAUUUGGUUCCUAUCCCAUAAUUAAAAACACGCAUGCAAUAAAUUUGGGUGGCAAACAAAUAGAAGGGCUGCCGGAUGCAAUUUGUGGUUUACAAAAAGAAUCCAGCAAAACUCCAAAAGCGCCAACUUCAUCUACAAAACUGAUUGAAAGUAAAACAGUUAGUGUUUCGCAGCCAGAAACAAGUAUAUCUCUAAGCCCGGAAGCGUCCUCUUCUUCAUCCAUCGGCAUCGGUACAACCUCCACCUCCCCAAAGAAACAAGGGAUGCUAAACAAAAAAAAAUAUUAUGAGAUGAGGGAAAAAAUGGCUGCGGAAAUGAACGAAAUUUUGAGGGAUUAUGCGGCAAAAAGAUUAAAAAAAAUGGAUGAAGCAGAAGAACGAAAAGAAGCUCGUCUAGCCAGGAAAGAAAAGUUGCUAAGAGAAUUAUUUAAUAAACCAUAAAUUUCAUAAGCAUGUCAUGGUUUAUUAAAUAAUUCUCCUAGCAACUUUUCUUCUUUUUUUAAGUAUAGUUUUUGAAUUAAUUUGUUUAUUUUUUUGAAUUACUUUUGAUUUGUAUUUUGUGUUGAAUGAGAAA
Molecule: messenger RNA, 744 nt
Organism: Eupeodes corollae
Lineage: Eukaryota; Metazoa; Arthropoda; Insecta; Diptera; Syrphidae
Exons: 4
Coding region: 45-611 (188 amino acids)
Source: RefSeq, a predicted model, not a curated record